UCCGAAGCCUUGUAGCCGGCCCGGCCUCGUCACUGGCUUGUGCUGGGGGGAGAGCGGUGGUCUUUAAUACUGUGGGGAGUCAGGCAGGUGUCCCAGGACGGCUGGGCCUCUCUCACUCACCCAGUCCACACUUUCGGGGAUUGUUCUCGGGGACCGUUUUCACCUCUACUGUGUGUCCUGCUCACGGUUGUUGUUUUUUCAAGGUCGACGUCAUUAUUUUUUUGCCGGACUACUUAAUUAUUCUGUUUAAGAUUGUCUUUUUUUUAAACAUAAUGUUGUGCUCUUAGUUUUCGGAGUCUGAGACAUUUAAUGUGAAUUCUUCAAUAUAGUACACGUGUAACUUUGUAACGCGUCUUUUUUUUUUGUGGUCACAUUACAAUAAUAUUAUAUUCUUCCCGAAAAAGAAUCGUAUCUUCAUUAACGUGUGUAGAAUGCUAAUUUGCAAAAGAUGUUGACUAAAUCUCCCAGGAGUUUAAAAAAAAGUACAAUUAAUUAACUUGGUGUCAUUUCUUCUUCAACAGAGCACGGUGUAUGAGACAGCAAGUAGUCGACGCCUCACUUGCCUGUCCCUGGCCGUCUUCUCGAAAUCUUGGCCCAUCUAGGCCCUGGGUGAUUGCCUCAUCCCCGAUUGCGCCUCUGUAACUUCAAGUAGACGUGCUAUUGUGGGCUGAGAUUGACUCGGUUUUCUUUGGGGAAAAAACUCCAACCACUUAGUUAAUGAAGUUGACUUGCUCAACUUUUCUCUGACGCCACUGGUAUUGGAAGAAAGUGAGAUUAUCAGGGGGUUUUUUUUUUCUCCGUUUAUUCACAACCCACUCAUCUUCUUCCUUUCGUGGGAACCAAUCAAAGGUUAAUAUUAGUGUAUCAGAUUUCGGAACUGUUGCAAAAAAGCGAAUGCUCUGGGGGGGGGGGGCAAUUUGAUUUAAAUGUACACGUUGCUGGCUUAACGCCGGCGUUACACACCUUCUUCUGCUUAAAAAUAAUAUUUAGUUUUGGUGUGUUUCCGGGAAAAAUGAUAGCAUGCAGUUUUUUCUUGUUACCAAACUUUAAAACAGGUGAACUUUAAUAAAUUCUCAGAGUGGAAUAAAAAGGUGUGAGCAGAAAGAUUACGAAAUUAUAAUGCGAGCGAGGAAAAACUAUCAAACGUUAAUAUUUUCUUGCAAAUGAAAGGAGAAAUAUUACUUUCUAUAUUGGAAUAAUUUGCGUAUCCUUCUGUGUGCACGUGAAAUGUGUUCUAAGUUAGUAAGUGAGUAUUUGCUUCAGAACAUCUGAGAUAAUUGUGACACGGAAAGAAAGUAUUUGUAAAACAAAGACUGGUUCGAAGUCUUGGACUUAAAAACAUUUUUCUCGACAAGUGUUUUUUCAGCACUAUGAUUUUGAAUUUGAAGACUAUAUGCCGAGUAUUAACUCCAUAACAUUUGAGAGGAUUACAAAAACAACAAAAGAAACUAUUUACUAACCAAGAGAAGUUCGAAGUCUUGGAUUUAGAAAACUGUUUUCUCGACAAGUGCUUCCUCAGCAACAUGAUAAUGAAUGUAAAGACUAUGUGCCGAGGAUUAGCUCCAUAACAUUUGCGGUGAUUACGACAAAGAAAAGAAACUAUUUACUAAGCAAGACAAGUUCGAAGAUUUGGAUUUGAACUCCGUUUUCUCGACAAUAUGAUUAUGAAUUUGAAGACUAUGUUUCGCUCUAGCUCCAACGCGUCUUACACCGUAGACCCUUACGAUGGAAGUUUCCGCAAUCUGGAUGAUAACGGCACGUCCAUGUCCGCUGUUCGCGUGGAAAUGAUCAGCCCUACCAACAGCACAUUCGUCGCCGGCCAAGUCACGAAGGACAGCUUUGCUCUCAACAGCUUUGACAACAGCAGCUUCAUGAACCACAGCAACAGCAGCAGCAGCAGCAGCAGCAACAACAACAGCACGGACGAAUACUUCGAGCUGGUGAAGCAGCCUCUUUUCAUGCUGGUCAUUCUGAGCAUCUCUUACGGCAUUGUGUUCCUGUUGGCGUUGCUAGGUAACCUGAGCGUCAUCGCGGUGGUUGCUAGGGACCGUAGUCUCCACACAGCGACCAACUUCUUUUUGGUGAACCUGGCAGUUGCGGACAUGUUGGUGGCUAUCAUCUGUUUGCCGAUUACCCUGCUCUCGAAUAUCUACACCGUAUCUUUCAGUAAACUAUAACAUUAUAAGAACUGAGACCACAGUUUGAGGAAGACAUUACCAUGUGUGGA
Aplysia californica (California sea hare) is the source of this 2227-nucleotide messenger RNA. RefSeq names its product neuropeptide FF receptor 2. The record is from RefSeq and is a predicted model, not a curated record. Gene Ontology annotation, molecular function: G protein-coupled receptor activity. Gene Ontology annotation, cellular component: membrane. The coding region runs from base 1659 to 2177 and encodes 172 amino acids. Lineage: Eukaryota; Metazoa; Mollusca; Gastropoda; Aplysiida; Aplysiidae. The transcript is spliced from 4 exons. Gene Ontology annotation, biological process: G protein-coupled receptor signaling pathway.